Messenger RNA from Aspergillus alliaceus, 1779 nucleotides. Its product is annotated as NAD-dependent succinate-semialdehyde dehydrogenase. The record is from RefSeq and is a predicted model, not a curated record. The coding region runs from base 52 to 1551 and encodes 499 amino acids. The transcript is spliced from 3 exons. Gene Ontology annotation, molecular function: succinate-semialdehyde dehydrogenase (NAD+) activity. NCBI's taxonomy places the organism in Eukaryota, Fungi, Ascomycota, Eurotiomycetes, Eurotiales, Aspergillaceae.
ACUUUUGUCUCUAUUUCCAGGACAGAAACACAAACACAUAAUAUCUAAACCAUGGCGACUCAAUAUAAACUACCGUUUGAGCUGGACGACCCGAGUCUGCUCCACUUCGACUCAUUUGUGGGCGACAAAUGGGUCCAAUCAAAGAGCGGCAAACGCUUCCAAGUCAUCGACCCCGGAACCGAUAUUCCAUGGGCUAGCUGUCCGGCCAACGGCGCCGAGGAUGUCGCAUCCGCCGUAGAAACCGCGCACGCCGCGUUCGAGCAAUACAAGAAGAGCAACCCCCGCCAGCGGGCACAAUGGCUCAUGAAAUGGGACGCCCUCAUCCGCGCAGCUAAGCCCGACCUUGCCAAGAUCGUCACCCACGAGACAGGCAAGCCGCUGGCCGAAUCCUACGGCGAGAUCGACUAUGCGACGGGUUUCACCUGGUGGUUCGCCGGCGAGGCCGAGCGCAUCCACGGUGGGAUCAGCGUGCCCUCGGCGCCAAAUCGCCGGGUGUUUACUGUCAAGCAGCCGAUCGGUGUGGCGGCCGCCUUGGUGCCCUGGAAUUUCCCGAUCGCGAUGGUUCUGCGCAAGGCGGGCGCGGCCUUCGCGGCCGGUUGCACAAUGAUUGUGAAGCCGAGUCCCGAGACGCCCUUGUCGGCGCUGGUGUUGGCGCAUCUGGCGCAGAAAGCGGGAUUCCCCGCCGGCGUGUUUAACGUGUUGACCACGGAUCUAGAGAAUACGCCGCCGUUGAGUGAGGCGUUGUGUAAGCAUCCGUUGGUGAAGAAGGUGACCUUUACCGGCUCUACGCGGGUCGGGAAGUUGAUUGCGGCUCACUGCGCCCAUGGGCUGAAGAAGUUGACGUUGGAACUGGGCGGAAACUGUCCAUUCUUGGUGUUCGACGAUGCUAAUCUGGACCAGGCGCUGGACCAGCUCAUGGCGUUGAAGUGGCGGCAUGCCGGUCAGGCGUGUAUUACGGCUAACCGGGUGUAUGUCCAAGCGGGUGUCUAUGAUCGGUUUGCGCAGCUGCUCAAGGAACGCACACAGAAGUUGGUCGUGGGCCAUGGCGCUACAGAGGGCACGACCAUGGGCCCCUUGACCACCCCGCGCAGCAUUGACAAGGCGCUCAGCCAGGUGGAAGACGCUCGUCGACUAGGGGCUGAUGUGAUCCUGGGAGGUAGCCGGGUCUCCGAUACUAAGGGGUACUUCUUUGAGCCCACGAUCCUGACCGGCAUGACCAAGGAGAUGCUGGUAUCUCGGGAAGAGACGUUUGCACCUAUCGCCGCACUCUAUAAAUUUGAAACGGAGGAAGAGGCAGUGCAGCUAGCUAAUGACACUAGCAUGGGACUGGCGAGUUACGCGUUCACCAAGAAUAUUGACCGCAUGUGGCGACUGUUGGAGAAUCUGGAGGCCGGCAUGAUUGGUAUGAACACAGGGAACUCGUCGGCUGCAGAGUCACCAUUUGGAGGGAUCAAAGAGUCAGGAUACGGGAAGGAGAGCGGGAAGGAAGUGGCCGUGAAUGAGUACCUGGUGACGAAAACGGGAACUCUUACGAUUGAGGGACAGUACUAGCCAUACAAUAUAGUGUGCUAUGCAGGUUAGUGUGAUUUAAGUGCAGUUGGGAUGCAUGGGCACGGGAAAGGAUGAGUUGUCCUUUUUUUUGGUCAUUUUGCAAAGGAGAGGUCCCAUAAAUCAUCUAGCAGUAGUGGAUAUAGGAAGUCUAAUCGAGUGGAUUUGACAAUUAAUAAUACUUGUGGUCUAAGAGACUGACUAUAUCUUAAAAGAGCGAAAGGAUUAAAA